This is a messenger RNA of Protopolystoma xenopodis, 648 nucleotides long. Lineage: Eukaryota; Metazoa; Platyhelminthes; Monogenea; Polystomatidea; Polystomatidae. The record is from the annotation of a GenBank genome assembly.
AUGACGCACGACGAAUCAGCAAAAAUUCAUCGGGGUCGCAGAGCAGUAGCAUCUGCUUGUUCUACAUCCCAGCUAUCCUGUACCUUGAGGCUCUACCGUUUUUUUACGGAACACCAGUUCUUCUUUAUGCAUAAUUUGACUAUCUCCACUUCUAGCAGCUGCAACGGUUUGUCUGGAGGGCAGCAACUUUCGUUACUUCUACAGUCGGACGCUGGAAAGCAACUUCGUCCUCUACGAUACCUAUUGCACUGUCUCUCGACCGCUGCUUGGUGCCUGGUUCGUAGUGUAUUAAGCCUUUCUGCUUGCUCGAACCGCGCGCCUUCCUCUCGCACCCGCAUUUCCUCCACAUCUAUUUCUUUUGCGUCUUCAAUAUCCAUUACCAGGGCCUCCAGCUGCAGCCUGCAGCCCCAAAUUAGCAAUAAAGCACCACAGCUUCCAGCGACGACUUGCGUCUCUGGGGCAGAUGACUCACUUGUUAAGGGUUCUACUUUGGGCUGGUAUCGGUGUGUGUUGAAAGCUUAUCGUUUCGCCUUAAAGGUUAGAUCUGUUUUUAACUGUUGUAUUGCCCUUUGUUCAUUUCUUUGUCCCACUUAUUCUAUAGAUAGUACCCUCAUUUACAUUAUCAUGCGUACACAGCCUAUAAAGUAA